Molecule: messenger RNA, 739 nt
Organism: Cuscuta epithymum
Lineage: Eukaryota; Viridiplantae; Streptophyta; Magnoliopsida; Solanales; Convolvulaceae
Source: the annotation of a GenBank genome assembly
CAAAAAUCAAAAUCCCUAUCCUCUUUUCUUUAGAAAACAGCAACGACGAAACAUACCCUAAAAUCACUGGUCCGCCAAAUUCUGCUUCUUCAGUGCGCAAAAUGCCAAAAUCCCUAGUCUUCUCGUUCAAAAUCCAGUUGAAAGGAAUUGCUUGCCUUACAGAGAUGUUGGUGAAGACGGGGAAACAUCGUGUUUAUCAGUUAGUUUAUUUACUUCUGAAGUUAGCACUGACAUUACCUGUUGCUACCGCCAAGGUUGAAAGAGCUUUUUCAGCCAUGAAAAUUGUGAAGACCGAGUUGCGAAAUCGGAUGGAAGAUGAUUGGAUGAAUGACUGUCUAGUUCCUUAUAUAGAAAGUGAUGUGUUUGAUAGCAUUGAUGAUGAGUUAAUUAUUCAACACUUUCAAAAUAUGCAAGCACACCGAGGACAACUAUAAAAGGUCCGCCACUGAAUCUCACCCACUGAGAUUUUCUUCCUCCGACUCAACUGGACUGCUCAAAGCUUUGUCAAAGCAGCUGUGACUGAUGUGGUUCAAGAAGCGUACUUCACAUUCGUUGAUGAUGCCAAGAAGCAGCAUCCGUUUUCAAGCAUUAGAGUAGUGCUGGACUCGGACCGGGCGGCCCGAACCGGAACCGGCCCGGCCCGGUUACUGUGUGAACCGGCCCGGCCCGGUGGCCCGGUCCACCGGCGGUUCGGGUCGAACCUGUCACGCCCCAGACCUACCGGACACGUCAACAACCC